AUGGUGGCUGUGCAAAUUGUGUUUGCGGGCCUGGAUUUACUCGUAAAAGAUGUGCUCGACAAGGGAAUGAGCCCUUUCAUUUUAGUUACAUACCGGCAAUCUAUCGGCGCCAUCUUCAUAGGCCCCAUAGCUUAUCCUAUUGAAAGGAAAAAGAGGUCCAGAAACAAGAUCACUCUUAGCAUCUUUCGUCUCCUUUUCGUGAGUGGCAUAAUUGGGUCUGCAUUUAAUCAAAUUCUCUUCUUCGUUGGGCUUCAACACACAUCGGCAACCUACGCUUGUGCCUUCAUUGAUUUGGUGCCUGUAGUUACUUUCUUGCUGUCAUUACUGUUUAGGUUAGAAAGUAUUAACCUGAAAAGCAAAGUGGAUAUUGCAAAGGCCGUGGGCACGCAUGUGUGCGUGGCUGGUGCGACGCUAUUCAUGCUCUAUAGAGGCCGGAUCUUUACCUUGUGGCAUGGGAACAUGGGGCUACAAUACCACAACUACCAGCUCAGCAUGGUGCAGUCAGAGAACAGGACCCUAGGCUCCAUGGCUCUUGUCGGUGGCUGCAUAUGCUGGUUGGCAAGGUACAUCAUAGAGGCAAAGAUUGACACAAGAUACCCGCUUAAAUACACUACCAAUGCGUUCAUGUCCUUGUUUGGUGCGAUUCUAUCAGCUAUACUGACAUUAUCAGUUGAUAGAAAGCCUUCUUAUUGGGCUUUGAAAGGCCACAUGGAGCUCAUCACUAUUAUUUAUUCGGGAGUGGUUGCCUCGGGUCUAGGUUUCAUAUGGAUGGCAUGGUGCGUGGAGCAAAGGGGUCCGGUCGUUUCAGCAGCAUUCACCCCCCUUAUUCAACUCAUAGUUGCUGCUGUAGAUCUGCUAGGGCUUAGAAAGAAGCUGUAUCUAGGAAGUUUGCUUGGAUCGAUAUUGAUAGGUGGCGGGUUGUACUGUUUGUUGUGGGGGAUAAACAAGGAGAAGCAAGGCUGCUGCUGCAGCUUCUCUACCAAUAAUGUCCGAGCCGCCGCCGCCACCACCACCACCACCACUACCACCACAAAUGAGGAAAAUGCAUCCAAUGCCAUCUAAAUAGUUGGCAAAAUGCCUUGCUGUACUCUGUGAAUAAGCACAUUCUUCCUGCUCCAUUCUUUUCCUAACUCCAUGUUCUUUAAAUAUUUGUAUUCUACUUUCACUGCAUAGUUCUUGUCAUCCUUGUCCCA
Molecule: messenger RNA, 1193 nt
Organism: Amborella trichopoda
Lineage: Eukaryota; Viridiplantae; Streptophyta; Magnoliopsida; Amborellales; Amborellaceae
Source: RefSeq, a predicted model, not a curated record